GUGAAGACGAGAAGAAGCUCAGAUGGGCAGGACUACCUGGACAUUCCUCUGUCAAAUGAUGCAUAUGAAAGCUGAUAUUCGCCCAACUCUAUCUAAGUAACCGACCCGAAAGGCUUUGGGAUUAUCGAAACCUAGAAUCACAGAAAAGGGCUGUCGCCGCCGCAGCAACAUAGACAAUGGAAGAAGAUAACCAAUCCCUGAUGGAGCUGCCGAAAGUCAAUCUAGAAGGUGUUCUUGCAAGGCUGCCCUUGCAGUCUCUUCUUGUUUGCUGCUGUGUUUCCAAGUCACUGUUGAAUCUCAUUGAGAAUGAUUUGGAUUUUGCGAAAGAGCACUUUGCAAUAUCAGAAUCCCAACUAAUGAUUCAUUCUCCUGAGACUACAAGUUUUCACUUGAUUGACUUGGAUGCUGAUGCGACUCCAGGCUUUGGUACUCGGGUUGAAAUUAAGCCAAAUUUUAACCUUCCACUACAUGGCUUUGAAGUUGCAGAUUCGUGUAAUGGAUUGGUUCUUUUGGAGAGUGUGGAUAUGGUUAAUGGAUCUCACCGUUGUAUUGUAUGCAAUCCGGUAACAGGUGAAUAUAUUAUGCUUCCUGAAACUAAACUUCUCUCUAGAUAUGCAACGUGUGCGUUAUUUUACUGUCCAAGAACAAAUCAAUUUAAGAUUUUGCGUGCUUUUCACCAAGUAUUUAGUCUGGAGGGUCAUGAUCUGGGUCCAGGUUUAGAUGCUUCCUUAGAUUCGGAUCCGGAUUUGGCUGUGGAAUUGGAUCCAUCUUCAGAUUCUGAUUUAGAUUCAGAUUCUGCUUCAGAAUUGAAUCUCUUUCCAGAUUAUGAUGGCAAUUUAGAUUCAGGUGCCAAUACUGAUGAUUCAUCUCUUUCUUCUGAUUCUGAUUCUGAUUCUGAUUCUAGUUCCAUAUAUUCUGAAAGUGAUACCAUGGGGGAGUUACUUGUAGGGGGUUCUGAUUCAUGGGAGUCCCUUGGCAACUUGCCUUUCUCUCCUCUUACUAUAUACUCUCCCUGCUACUUAGAUAAAGCUACUCAUUGGCUAUGUGUCGAAGAGAGUGUUCAAAAUCUCAUAGUUUUCUUCAAUUUUGAGAGCCAUCAAUUUGGGGAAAUUCCUGCCCCUGCCCACUUGGGGAAGACUUAUAUAAAUGCAUAUUGGUUGGUUGCCCUUGGUGGGUUUCUAUCAAUAUUUGAUAGUUUCACGACGAAAGAGAAGUUUGACAUAUGGGUAAUGAAAGAAUAUGGUUCCUGGACUAAAGACUAUGUGAUUGACACAACCGCGUGGGGUGCAUUCCACCGUGACCUUUUUUAUAAGCCUGCAAUGUGCCGAAGAAAUGGGGAGGUAGUGAUGAUCAGUGAAGAAGGAUAUAUAUUAUUCUAUGACUUGUCAAAGAAGAACGGUAGAAUCAUCAAGCAUCGACGAAUUGAUUUUCCAGAUAGAGCAGUGGUUCAUACUCCUAGCAUCAUGUCAUUGAGGGAUGCUAUGAGAGAUAGCAACAUGAGAGUGCUGAAUGUGGCAUCAAGGUUUGGUAGGCCAGAGUUAAACCCGCAUUCCUACCUGGAGUUCGCAGGAACUUUCUCGGAGUAGGCAAUUGUUACAACUUAGAAGAGUUCAUAACUCAUAUCUAUAGUGUUCGUUUAUAACAGAAUAUGGAUAGCAACUAGUAUGUUGUUGUUGUGUCUGUCUUGCAGCGUCUAGUGUCUGAAAUUGGUCAUUUAGAGUAGCAUGUUGGGUUUCGUUUGCAUUUUGUGGUUGAUGGUCUUCUUCUGUGGCAAGGAUGAUUCUUGUUUGCUGCUGUUGGUAGAUUUGUUUCUGAACCUUGGUCUUUUAUCAUUGUUGUUGUUUGUGGUCCAUCUGGUUCUGCGUUAUGGUCUCAUUAAGCCUUGUCGUCAUGCUACCUGACUGACUGACUACCUCUCAUUUGGUUGGCUGCAGGAAGAUUUGGAGGCCAUGAGGUCUGAUAGUUUUUUUAUCAGUUGUGUUUGUUCUUGUUGUAGUUAGAACCUUGAAUUGGUACUUGAUUUGUUGAAUAAUGUGUGAUUUUGGUCAAAAACUUUAUGGGGAUUUUGGAGGUCAUAGCCAAGGUCCCCUUUUUUAUUAUAUAUCUGUGGUUUUGGUUUCAUGAAAUGUACAUGAUUGUUUAGUCCCAUUCGAUGCCUAUUUCUUACAAGUUGUGUACCUGACUACCUGUAUAAAGAAGUGAGAACUGCUAAUAAGCACU
This is a messenger RNA of Cynara cardunculus var. scolymus (artichoke), 2220 nucleotides long. RefSeq lists its product as uncharacterized. The record is from RefSeq and is a predicted model, not a curated record. Gene Ontology annotation, molecular function: protein binding. NCBI's taxonomy places the organism in Eukaryota, Viridiplantae, Streptophyta, Magnoliopsida, Asterales, Asteraceae. Bases 177 to 1586 code for a protein of 469 amino acids. The transcript has 3 exons.